This is a messenger RNA of Budorcas taxicolor (takin), 3333 nucleotides long. RefSeq names its product amine oxidase copper containing 2 (gene AOC2). Gene Ontology annotation, molecular function: copper ion binding; quinone binding; primary methylamine oxidase activity. The transcript has 4 exons. Gene Ontology annotation, biological process: amine metabolic process. The coding region runs from base 726 to 2996 and encodes 756 amino acids. Gene Ontology annotation, cellular component: plasma membrane. The record is from RefSeq and is a predicted model, not a curated record. NCBI's taxonomy places the organism in Eukaryota, Metazoa, Chordata, Mammalia, Artiodactyla, Bovidae.
AGGCUCUGUGAAGCACUUUAUCUGCAUGAUCACAUUUAUUCUCCAUGAAUCUCUAGGGUAGUUUUAUCCCUUCUUUAUAGAUCAGGACACUGAGUCUCAUGAUAAGUAAGUCCCCUGAGGUCACGCCGCUUUGGGACCUGCGAUUGAUAUACAAAUUGCUGUGGCCAGGUCUUCACCACUCGUUUCUCAACGGACUAGAUGGAAGAGGCCUGAGACUACAGAUCAAGGGCUUGGCCUUAGGCAUCUGGCAGAACACAGUGCUUACUGCUGAACUGGGCAGUGGAUCCUGGAAAUACUGGGGGUAGUGCCUGCCAGAAGGUAGGAAAGUGGCCAGAGUGGUUGCAUGUAGCUCAUAGGACUUGAUCGGGCAUCUAAGAUUUGCAUUCUUCCUCAGACCCAUUCUGGGCAGUAGGUAGAGUUUAGCGUGUAUACAAAUGCCCUCUAAUCUCUAAAUGAUGGCGCUUGGGAGUGGGUACUGACCGUGCUGUUGGGAGGAGUUCAGAGAUGGGCCAGGGCGAUGCACGUGGAAGUCGUACCUUGAGCCAAACCACAGAGCAGAAAAUUGGAGCAGAAUUAUAUAAAUCAAGGUCAGAAAUUUCCCGUCCAACCCACAGGGUGGAGUUUUCGCUAUUCCUAUCCAUCCUCCUGAAUAUAAACCCUGAUUUGAUGUCAGUAACUGGAAGGAGCAGCUGGUGGGACUCUCCUUUCAGCUCUCAGCAUUCACCAUGAAUCUCAAGGUAGUCCUCGUGUUCCUGGCACUGUCUCUCAUCACCAUCUUUGCCCUGGCCUAUGUCUUGCUGACCAGCCGUGGUGGCUCCAGCCUGCCUCCCCGCUGCCCCUCUGUAUCCCCCCGUGCCCAGCCCUGGACACACCCUGACCACAGCCAGCUGUUUGCAGACCUGAGCCGAGAAGAGCUGAUGGCUGUGAUGAGCUUCCUGACCCAGCAGCUGGGGCCAGACCUGGUGGAUGCAGCCCAGGCCCGACCCUCAGACAACUGCGUCUUCUCGGUAGAGCUGCAGCUGCCCCCCAAGGCUGCAGCCCUGGCCCACCUGGACAGGGGGAGCCCCCCACCUGCCCGGGAGGCACUGGCCAUCGUCUUCUUUGGCGGACAACCCCAGCCCAAUGUGACGGAGCUGGUGGUGGGGCCGCUGCCCCGGCCCUCCUACAUGCGGGAUGUGACCGUGGAGCGUCAUGGGGGCCCCCUGCCGUAUCACCGACGCCCCAUGCUGGCAACCGAAUCUGCCCAGAUGUGGAUGCAUCUGAAAGAGGUGGAGUUCCCCAAGGCCCCAGUCUUCCUGGCUUCUGUCUUCAACUAUAAUGGCUCCACUUUGGCGGCUCUGCAUGCCACCCCUCGUGGCUUGCGCUCAGGGGACCGUGCUACCUGGAUAGCCCUCUACCAUAACGUCUCAGGUGUCGGGAUUUUUCUUCACCCCGUGGGGCUCGAGCUACUGCUGGACCAUAGGGCUCUGGACCCUGGCUACUGGGCUGUCCAGCAGGUUUUCUACCUCGGCCACUACUAUGCAGACUUGGGUCAGUUGGAAUGGGAGUUUAAGGCUGGCCGGCUGGACGUGGUUAGAGUUCCUCUACCCCUGCCAGAUGGGGCCUCAUCCCUCCGCUCCCGGGUCUCCCCAGGUCCUCUCCCACCUCUCGAGUUCUCACCUCAGGGCUCCCGGUACAGCGUCCAAGGGCACCUGGUGGAGUCUUUCCUCUGGACAUUUACCUUUGGCCAUGGGGCAUUCAGUGGCAUGAGGAUUUUUGAUGUUCGGUUCAAGGGUGAACGAGUGGCCUAUGAAGUCAGUGUCCAGGAGUGUGUGUCUAUCUAUGGUGCCGAUUCGCCCAAGACCAUGAUGACCAGAUACCUUGAUAGCAGCUAUGGACUUGGCCGUCACAGCCGGGGCUUGGUGCGGGGAGUAGACUGCCCCUAUCAGUCUACCAUGGUGGACACCCACGUAUUGGUGGGUCAAGGGGCAGUCCAGCUGCUCCCGGGGGCUGUGUGUGUAUUUGAGGAGGCCCAGGGACUCCCCCUCCGAAGGCACCACAAUCAGCUUCAGAGUCAUUUCUAUGGUGGUUUGGCUGGCUCGGCCCUCGUAGUCAGGUCUGUGUCCUCUGUAGGCAACUAUGACUACAUUUGGGACUUUGUAUUGCACCCAAAUGGGGCACUCGAAGGGCGGGUCCAUGCCACGGGCUACAUCAACACAGCUUUCCUGAGCGGGGGAGAGGAGAGCCUCCUCUUUGGGAACCGCGUUGGGGAGCAAGUGCUGGGGGCGGUGCACACACAUGCCUUCCACUUCAAGCUGGACCUGGAUGUGGCAGGGCUGAAAAACUGGGUGGUAGCUGAAGACGUGGUGUUUAAACCUGUGGCAGCCCCUUGGAGUCCGGAGCACCAACUGCAGCGCCCACAGCUGACUCGGCAGGUCCUGGGAAGGGAGGACCUGACGGCUUUUUUCUUGGGAAGCCCCCUUCCCCGCUACCUUUACUUGGCUAGCAACCAGACUAAUGCCUGGGGUCAUCAGCGCGGGUACCGAAUCCAGAUCCACAGCCCUCUUGGCAUACACAUGCCGCUGGACAGCACCAUGGAGAGGGCCCUCAGCUGGGGGAGAUACCAGCUUGUGGUGACCCGGAGGAAGGAGGAGGAGUCCCAGAGCAGCAGCAUCUAUUACCAGAAUGACAUCUGGACAGCCACUGCGGCCUUUGCUGACUUCAUCAACAAUGAGACCCUCUUAGGAGAGGACCUGGUGGCUUGGGUUACAGCCAGCUUCCUGCACAUCCCCCACGCUGAGGAUGUCCCCAACACAGUGACUCUGGGGAACAGAGUUGGCUUCUUACUCCGACCCUAUAACUUCUUUGAUGAGGACCCCUCCAUCUUCUCCCCUGGCAGUGUCUACUUUGAGAAAGGCCAGGAUGCUGGUCUCUGUAGUGUGAAUCACGUGGCCUGCAUUCCCCACCUGGCAGCCUGUGUCCCGGACCUGCCGCCUUUCUCUUACCAAGACUUGUAGCCCUGAGUGUAUAGAGGAACAUGGGCAGGGCAGGGUGGUGGUGGUGCUAAGACCUGUACCUUCCUUCCUAUUUCCACUUCCUGCUCUCCUGACACUCGACCCUUGGGAAAUAGCCUCCUACCACAUAAACCCCCAUAUACCCUGUUGGUAAACUCCUGUUUCUAGUUCAUUGUCUUAAAAAUGAUGAAUUUAUACAAAUGAUGCUGUUAUUAAAAUAUUCAGGCAAAAAAAAAUCACAAAUCCUACCACUCAGAAAUAGCUGGUAUUCACAUUUGGUGAACGUUAUACCAGACAUUUCUUUAUGUAUGUGCAUUGAAAUGGAAAAAUAGAAUUUUUU